Molecule: messenger RNA, 722 nt
Organism: Benincasa hispida (wax gourd)
Lineage: Eukaryota; Viridiplantae; Streptophyta; Magnoliopsida; Cucurbitales; Cucurbitaceae
Product: mitochondrial import inner membrane translocase subunit Tim9
Source: RefSeq, a predicted model, not a curated record
AUUCGAAUUAUUCGAACAUUGAAGGACCAUUUAGCAACAAAACCACUACUUCGCUUUCUCCAACCUACUAUUCCAAUUUAGCUAAGAGCGGCGAUACAAGAAACGAAACCAGAGAAGUUAAACCCUAAACCCUUUACUUUCGUUGGAAUCGAAGAUGGACAAGAACAUGCUUGCUGAUUUGGAUGGUCUUCCUGAAGAAGACAAGAUCAAAAUGGCCACCAUGAUCGACCAGCUCCAGAUCCGAGACAGUCUGAGAAUGUACAACUCAUUGGUCGAGAGAUGCUUCACAGAUUGUAUAGAUAACUUUCAGCGAAAAUCCUUAACCAAGCAAGAGGAAACAUGCGUACGUAGGUGUGCCGAGAAGUUCUUGAAGCAUUCAAUGCGCGUUGGAAUGAGAUUUGCUGAGCUCAACCAAGGAGCCGCUACCUCAGAUUAAUGUUGCAUCAGAGGACACCCAGACAUAUUCAUGGGACCUUCAGUUCUUUCACUUCUGGAUGUUUAGUAGGUUUCUUCUACAUUCUUGAGACCUUCAGGACUUUCACCUCUAGAAUUAUAGCAUGUUUCUUCCGUAUUCUUGAAACCUUCCGUUCUUUCACAUCUGAAUUUAUAGCAUGUUUUUUCAUUAUAUGUGUUGCAACUGAGAUUAAGUUGUAAUUUGAUUUGACUUAUGAAUUGAGGUUUUGGUAGCAGACUUUCAAUAAAUGAUUGAGGUUUCAUAUCCA